Molecule: messenger RNA, 601 nt
Organism: Nicotiana tabacum (common tobacco)
Lineage: Eukaryota; Viridiplantae; Streptophyta; Magnoliopsida; Solanales; Solanaceae
Source: RefSeq, a predicted model, not a curated record
GUUUAUCUUAGAGCCAAAGACUGUGUUAAUGGAUGAGCAAGAGCAAAAACUCAAGGAUAGUGAAACCGCAAUUGCAUCUUUGCAGACUUCUAAAGAGUAUCUAGAAAAGCAUCUGGCGGAGGUGGAGAAUAACCUUAGGGAGCUCUUACAACAAGAUCCUGGUCUUGCUCGUCAGAUUAUGACUAUGUCUGUAGCAUAGAUUUUGUGCUUCUGAGGUUCCUUUCUUACUCUUUCCUUGAAAAAAAAGGAGUUUCUCAAAACUCUAUUGGGACUUGCAAUUCUAGGUAAUGAAAAAACGUUGCGUACUGGCUGUAUGAGGAACUUAUCCACCGAUUUCGGCCGCUUCAACUGUUGCUGCUGGGGUAGUCGUAAAGCUUACUACUUCUAUUGGACCUGGAGUUAGUGGAGUGACUGCUUUAGGUCAAGUUGUAAUUCAUGAGAUAUGUUGUGUAUUAGCUAGCUUUACAAUUUUGUACACCUGAAAUAAGUAAGCUAGAUUGAGAAAGAAAUGUCAAACAUUGAUUGUAAGGAGAAAAAAGGCCUUGGAUUUGCAGAAAAAUUUAGGGCACUGGUUUUGAAUUAUAUUCUGAAUACUGACUCA